Messenger RNA from Trichomycterus rosablanca, 2902 nucleotides. RefSeq names its product TEF transcription factor, PAR bZIP family member a (gene tefa). Gene Ontology annotation, biological process: regulation of transcription by RNA polymerase II. Bases 84 to 980 code for a protein of 298 amino acids. NCBI's taxonomy places the organism in Eukaryota, Metazoa, Chordata, Actinopteri, Siluriformes, Trichomycteridae. Gene Ontology annotation, molecular function: DNA-binding transcription factor activity, RNA polymerase II-specific; RNA polymerase II cis-regulatory region sequence-specific DNA binding. The transcript is spliced from 4 exons. The record is from RefSeq and is a predicted model, not a curated record. Gene Ontology annotation, cellular component: nucleus.
UCCGUGUCUGAAGAGCAUUUAUGUGUACUUCUGUUCCUCUGGGUUUUGUUGUUGUGUUAACAGUGUAAUUUAACGGUUUUACCAUGAGUUGUUUUGACAUGCCUUCUGAUAUUCCGGAUAUUUUCAAGGCUCUUCUGGAGCAGCCGUUUCCAUUCGCAGGCUUUAAUGAGAAUGAAAAUGACAAAGAAAAGAUAUCUGGCGAUGAAGCCGACUCCGGAAGUGGAGUCAGUGAUCUGGGACCAUCAGCCGCCCUCACCCCAGCUAUCUGGGAUAAGACUAUUCCGUAUGAUGGCAAAACCUUCCAUUUGGAGUAUAUGGAUCUGGAUGAGUUCCUUAUUGAAAAUGGUAUUAAUUCUUCUUCUGAGGAGGUCCAGGGAGAGAGCCCCUCAGAAAAGAACCCACUGGAGAAAGCUCCCACCACCAUUCUAAAGGCAGAUGCAAGUCUGUCAGCUCCUGUCACUCUUGUGCCAGCCACUGAGUUGGAGCAGUGUGAUGAAGAAGUGAGCACAACCAUUGUAUCGAAGUCGGAGUCGACAGAGACCAAAACAGGCCUACCGAAGGAAUGCUUAACGCCAGAUCAAAUUGACCCAGAAGAGAUUGAGGUAUCGGUGAACUUUGAGCCAGAUCCAGCAGACCUUGUCCUUUCCACCAUACCUGGAGAAGAGCUGUUUGACCCUCGCAAGCAUCGUUUUUCUGAAGAGGAACUCAAACCACAACCAAUGAUCAAGAAAGCCAGGAAAAUAUUUGUGCCUGAAGAUCUAAAGGAUGAUAAGUAUUGGCAGAGGAGGAAGAAGAACAACGUUGCAGCUAAUCGUUCUCGGGAAGCCAGACGACUGAAGGAGAAUCAGAUCGCAGUACGGGCAGCUUUCCUCGAACGGGAGAACAGCGCUCUUAGGCUGGAGGUGGCUCAGCUACGCAAAAACUUAGGACAUUUCAAAACCGUUGUGACUAGCUAUGAAACAAAAUAUGGCAAACCGUGAGACCGGUCUCACCAGAGAGGUCACAUUGUGUUUUGUAAUACCAUUCACUUACAGCUUACUCUAACUCUGUACAGCCGCCUUCAGUGGAGUUGAGUAGGGCUUACCUAAUAAAGUGGUGUGAGGGACAAAUGUUUUGAUCUAAAGGGAUAAAAGGCCUUUUGGCUGCUUAAAUUAAAUUAUUAAUCGGUUAGUCAGGACAAAUAAUAGUGAAAGCAUUUUUAUGUAGUCAUAUUCGGAAGCCUGAAAAUUUUUUUGGUAUGUAGCCCUAUUAAAACUAAGUCACUUUAUUUAGUUUAGCUGUGCAUUUGAAGAACAUAUCUUCGAUCAGGAGAUUCUAAACUUUUGUCUGUGUUUUUAAAUUUAAUUUAUACCAAAAAUAACAGUUUUCCCCUCGUCUUAGAGCAAAAAUCAUACUGAAAUUACCAUGUCUGAAAAAAGAAUAAAACUAGAUGUUAAAAUGUAGGUGGACUCAUUACCCAAGUAAAGUAAAAUGCUAAGGGGCGAUAUGUAAGUGUGAGGGGAAUUAUUAUGCGCAUAAAUUAUAUAUAUUUGUGUGUGUAAGUAUAUUUGCGAUUUGGGGGUUUCUUCUUACUUUUAUUUUGUUUGGGUAAUUGGCUUUUAUGACAUUAUGUUUGUUGGGGUCGUUUCAUUUAUGUUCUUUCCAUCAAUCAACAAUGAGACUGUGUUAUUUACAAUUUAACUGCUGAAUUAUACCAUGUGUUCAGGAUAUACUGUAUAUCCACAAUGUAGUUACAUUUAAGUUUUUUUCUUUGUGGUCUAAACCUAGACAGAUGACUAUCACUUUGGAUGUAUAAUUUACUAUUUCCAUUACCAUUGUCAUUUUUCUCAGAUUGUGCAGUACACAAACAGCCUAUAAUUGUCUGUAAACAUAUGUUGAUUAGCUGUUUUUAAGUAGAAUUGAAAACACAAAACCAGGUAAAUAUAAAAUAAGUUUUAGUUUGAACUGUUGCUUCCAUUACAUGGAUCUCAGCCUUAUUAAAAGCCAGGUCUUAGUGACUGUACUAAAUACAACAGAUACCCCUGUGUGACAAAUGUGCCUGGGGUAUCACUGAGCAUGCAGAACCAUUUAUGAAUCCCCACUGCUGGGCUCAAGAAAUAGGUUAUCAGAUGCAGUUGUGUAAAUAAAAGUGUAAAUGUUUUGUAUGUAUUAUGCACUUCCUAUGUACAAACGUGUGCUUUGUUCUCAAGUUGCUCAACCCAAGUGGUCUUUAAAAAGUGAAGUGGGGCCUUUCAGGGCAGGGACACCCCUAAACCUUAAAACAUAGAUUGUUCGCCUAAGUUUAAUGAAAAAGUAUCCGCAUUUAACAGAGAAAACUGAAAGGAGUAUGUGUACAUGUGGGCUGAUAGUAUGUUGUAUGGCUGGAUAGUGAAAAUAGCUAAAUGAAGUAUGAUCAACAAAACAAUCAGUACAUAAAAAUAAGCGUAAUAAGUAAAUUGAUUUACAUGAGUUCUUGUCAGUGGAGUUUUGAGGUUUUAUUUGACCUGUGCAACUAGCUGGUUAGGAACAUCUAAGGGAACUCAUUCAGCUAAAUUAACCACAGGUAUACUAGGGGUUUGAAUUCCCUUUGCUGUAGUCUAUAGAUCUGCAUUAGUAUAGCAAUAACACACUGUUCAGUAGUGACAUUAGAGGCUCAUUUAGCUAAAGUAUCUUCCAACAAUGUCUGUACUAACUCCAAACCAGCUGUGCAUAACUGUAACUGUGUAGCUGUGCUUUUGCUUAACUUUAGAAUGCAUAUGGAUAGCUCAUAGUUCAGAUCUGAAAAGAGUUAGGAUCCUAAAGUGUCUUCACAGUUUUUGUCUUUAUAAUUAAUUCUAAAAACUUUCAUGUCAGAACUGUACUUCUACUUUCUAUAAAGGACUGUACCCAUGUAUGUAACAUUUUUAAAGUACUGUACAUCAGA